AUGUCCACCCCCGACCCCUCCGCCCUCCUCCUUCAAGAGGUCCUCGAGGCCAUGAAAGCGCUCCAGCACAGCCAGACGCUCUUAGCCUCCAACGUCGACGCCAUCUCCGGCCGCGUCAACGUGCUGGCCGGCAUGAAGCAGGUCCGCGACGUCGCGGCAGCCUCUUCUCCUCCCUCUUCCUCCACCCCCCUUCCCUCCUCCACAUCGCCCGGAAAGAAAGCCCCAGAGCUGCUUACCAGCGUCGAUGAGUCUGAAAAUAUCGAUGAGAGCGUGCCGCAAUCCCCGUCCCUGCCCGCAACCCAUCUGGACGCCGUGAGCAACAACAGCAGCAGCCGCCCGAGUCAUGGCCGCAAGUCCAGUGCUACUACCGGUAGGAUCAUCCUCACGACCUAUCCAGGACAGUCCGGUAUCAACCCGUUUCCUAUGGACUGGGGCCAUAAGGAUCCACAGCAGAGAGGCCCCGUCGUGGUGUCGAGGACUUUGACGACGUUGAGGAGACGGAAUGCUAUCGGAGCUCACGGUGGAUCGUAUUCGAUUUACUAUGCUCUUGCCGUGGCCAGUAACGAGAUUUCGGUUGACCAUAGACCCGAUUUCACCAAUACCGAACCAGCGGCAAAUAUCGGUCCUUUUCCGCAAUGGGCAGACAAGAAGAAGAUCGUUUCCAUGGACCCCCUCGGUCAUCUGGCACCAUGGCUCUUCAAGGAUGUCAUGGAACAGGAGAAUGUUGAUAUCAGACCAACUAUUGCUAUCACCAGAGCUCACAUGAAGUUGCCAGAACUAGAGCAAAGCGUCCGAGAAGGCCGUCUAGUACCCGAUGGAAAAGUCUGUCUGAACGAUUCGGGUGAGCUGGCAGUAACCAAGUUUGCCGUCGAGCCUGUCUGGUACCUUCCCGGCGUUGCAGAGCGCUUCGGCAUCGACGAGGGAUCCCUCCGCCGAUCACUCUUCGAGCAUACCGGCGGCUCCUACCCCGAGCUCAUCACCAGAGGCGACAUCAAGCUUUUCUUGCCUCCGAUCGGUGGGCUUACGGUGUACUGCUUUGGUGACCCGGCAAAGAUGUCUGACGAGAAGGUCCGCCUUGCUCUGCGUAUCCACGACGAGUGUAACGGCAGUGACGUGUUCGGCUCCGACAUCUGCACAUGCCGUCCCUACCUCAUCUAUGGCAUUGAGGAAGCUGUCAAGGAGGCGCAGAAGGGUGGUAGCGGGGUAGUAAUCUACUUUCGCAAGGAAGGACGUGCGCUGGGAGAGGUUACCAAGUACUUGGUCUACAACGCGCGAAAGCGCGGCGCCGAUCGUGCAAGCGAGUACUUCAAGCGUACCGAGAACAUCGCGGGUGUCAAGGAUAUGCGGUUCCAGGCUUUGAUGCCUGACAUCUUGCACUGGUUGGGGAUUAAGAAGAUUGAUCGGAUGUUGAGUAUGAGCAAGUACGUCACCCUCCAACAAUCCCUCUUCUUCAUGAAGCACGACGCUAUCGUCGGACAAGGUAUCCCAAUUCAUGAGCGUGUCGAGCUUCCUGAGUCCUGGAUCCCCGCCGACUCCAGGGUCGAGAUUGAUGCAAAGAUCACUGCUGGCUAUUUCACAACCGGCCACCGCAUGACGGAAGAGGAACUCGCGGCUGUCAAGGGCAGGAGUUGGGACGAAAGCACCAUGGGCCGUCAUGUGCGAGACGAGCGCGGGAGACGGGGGACGGGCGCGGGAGAUGAUCUGCGAUGGAAUGAGGAGCGGGAUGUUGCGUCUUUUACGCCCACCCACUCAACUCUCGAUGAACCUCUCCUGGAGGCAAGGUCUUGUUGA
Messenger RNA from Drepanopeziza brunnea f. sp. 'multigermtubi' MB_m1, 1791 nucleotides. The record is from RefSeq and is a predicted model, not a curated record. NCBI's taxonomy places the organism in Eukaryota, Fungi, Ascomycota, Leotiomycetes, Helotiales, Drepanopezizaceae.